Molecule: messenger RNA, 2211 nt
Organism: Aspergillus wentii DTO 134E9
Lineage: Eukaryota; Fungi; Ascomycota; Eurotiomycetes; Eurotiales; Aspergillaceae
Exons: 2
Coding region: 1-2211 (736 amino acids)
Source: RefSeq, a predicted model, not a curated record
AUGGCUCCUGUUGCCCACCACGACAUCGACGUGGAAAGCCACACUUCGGGCCAGGACUCUCCCCUGCGCCGACAAUUCUCCGAACCUAUGCACCCUCAUUCUACCUCUACCCAGGACUCUCCUGCCCCUGUCAUGCACAAAGUCAAGUGUGACUGGUGUGGCAAAUAUUUUGAAACCCCUGAAGAUGAUGCUGAGUCUCAGAGCGAGGCCCUCAAAGAACACAUUGCUUCUGUGCAUCCCCACAUCGCUAAGUUUGCCAUGUAUGAUGGCGCGGCCGAUGAUGAGGCAGAAGAUAGCCAUUUGAACGACAGUGACGAGAAUGAUGAAUAUGAAGAUGGCGAUGAACCUGAAGCCGAAGGUGACGGUGACGGUGAAGGCGAAGGCGAAGGCCAUGAGGCCGAAUCUGAUCUUGCUCUAUCCAACCAGCUCCAUGAAUUCUCUCGUGAGGAAGAUUCGGUAUCCGUGGAGAAGCGUCUUCACAACCUGUGGAAUAUCCACGAUCCAUGCCAGUUUUCCAAGGAAUAUAACGAAACCACCGUCCAUCUAGAUCAGUCUUGGGAAAAUGUCUUCCGUGACCCCAAACGCACCAAAAAACGUGGUGCAUCCGAGAUUCUUGGACGACCUGCUCCGUACAAAAAGUCCAAGGUCAACAAGGGUGAAUACCUUGAAAUUACGCCUCUCGAAGACCUUUUAGUCCAGCUUCGCGACCCUGAGACGCGCUCUGUUGAUGAACUCUACGCGAUCACCGAAAAUGUUGCCCAUGCGCUCAAGGCGUGGCAGGAUGAGCACUUGGCGAUCGACAAGCUUCACAAACUUGCGACUCGACACAAUGCUAAGCCGACUACUGACCCAAGGAAGCUUGAUCGGCCUGAAGUCUAUCAAGAUAAGAAAGAGGCAAUGCUUUAUGGAUACAAGCACGACCCAAGAGAGGACAAGGUCCGCAACCAAAACCCGUUCACCCAGGGUGGUUUCAAGCCGACUCCCGCCCAGGCUAGAAAGAUGCUUGCCAAAGCUGGCCCCAACAAUCUCAACCCCGACGGGUGGCCCGCGAUCAAGAAAAAUGGUGUUGAUCAUGUACCCAUGUUCCAGAACCCUCCGCGGGAGGAAUUUGUUGGCAAGGCGACUCGCAAGCGCAAGGCUGCUGAGAUGGAAGCCAGCCGGCCUACCGAAGCUGACGAUGCUGCUCUUGAAGAGACUCCCGCUACUCCCGAGGCCGAAGAACCCAUGCCGAAACGCCGAACUCGUGGUCGUCGCGUCACAACGGAGGCGGACCAGACAGAGCCUGCCUCCGCAGCUCCUGCUUCUACUCGAGGCUCUGGAAGAGGCCGCGGACGGGGCCGUGGUCGGGGAGGUAGCCGUUUGCCUUCACGCGCCGCCUCAGAGACUCCUCAGCCUGCUACUCCAGCUCCUGCUGUGCCAGCCCGCUCCACUGGCCGCGGAGCGUCCUCCGCCAAAUCGACGACCAACCAUGUACCGUUGCAGGCAGGCCCGGCCCUCGCGCCAGCCAAUGCAGCUCAAUCGAUGCCCAUCAUCGAACCGGCGCCCAGCAGUGGCCCAGCACUUGCUCCUCCCAGCACGCAGGUGGGAACUACCUUGUCCAACGAGACGAUCGACCCAGUCGAACUGGCCCGGCGCGAAAAGAUUGCCAACUCCAAAAACCCUAAACGCACAGAGGCCAUGCUCAACCACUGGGCCCGUUUCAAUCGGGAGGGCAGGAUUCGCAACCCCAAGCGAACUAAAGUCCAAAUUGAAGCUGCUCGAGUGGCAGACGCCGCCAAGAAGGCGACCGAGCCUCCCAAGACUGUUGGACGAAAGAAAUCCAGUCCGGUCUUUGGAGGCCCAAGAGACGCAGGUAUCGCACCAGCGCCAGCGCCUGCACCUGCACCAACACCAACUGCACCACCGGCACAUUCAUACCCAUCUCUACCACCUCCUUCAUCGGCUUCUCUGCCACCCCCCGGCCCUCCCGGUCCUCACCAUCCCCAGCUGGCCCCGAUCCCGCCACCUCCCUCCCGGGGGUCGAUUGCGCCUUAUGCGCCCAUUGACCCCCGGGCUGUGGCGCCAUUUCCAUCGGUUCCGGGCCCUUAUGGACCUCUUCAGCAGCCGCCGCCCCAGAUCCCCUACCAAACACCAUACCCCGAGCAUUUCAUGCCUUUUGGGGCGACGGCUGCUCCAGGAUUGCCUCCACCAGGCCACACGCGGCCUGCAUGA